This is a messenger RNA of Leopardus geoffroyi (Geoffroy's cat), 2961 nucleotides long. It is a transcript of the gene AKAP7, whose product is annotated as A-kinase anchoring protein 7. The record is from RefSeq and is a predicted model, not a curated record. Gene Ontology annotation, molecular function: protein kinase A regulatory subunit binding. Bases 87 to 1139 code for a protein of 350 amino acids. Lineage: Eukaryota; Metazoa; Chordata; Mammalia; Carnivora; Felidae. Gene Ontology annotation, cellular component: cytosol. The transcript is spliced from 8 exons.
UCCGCCUCGCGUUCGGCCCCGGGCCGCAGCGCCGGGCCGCCGCCGCCGCCGCCUGCCCGGACGCGCCGCCCCGACGCGCCGCCGCCAUGGAGCGCCCCGGAGCCGGAGGAAUGGAGUCUAGUGAGUGUGAAAACGUGUCAAAAGAAAAGGAAGCAUUUGAAGAAGAAGAGUUUGAAGCUAGUGCUAUGGAUUCUCUGAUAGACAUGCCAUUUGCCACCGUAGAUAUUCAAGAUGAGUGUGCAAUCACUGAUGUACCUCACAUAAAUUUGGAGAGAAGUAAAGAAAAUGAACGGAUCAGUAAAGAUCAGAUAAAGAAGAAGAAAAAAAAGCAAAAAGAUUAUCAACCCAACUAUUUCCUAUCCAUUCCGAUCACCAACAAAGAGAUUACAAGAGGAAUUAAGAUCCUACAAAAUGCAAUAAUACAACAAGACAAACAACUGGCCAAAGCAAUGAUCAGUGAUGGCUCCUUUCAUAUUACCCUGCUAGUGAUGCAGUUAUUAAAUGAAGAGGAAGUAAACAUUGGUAUUGGUGCUCUUUUGGAAUUAAAACCAUUCAUAGAAGAAAUCCUCCAAGGAAAACAGUUGAUUUUGCCUUUUCAAGGGAUUGACACUUUUGGAAAUCAGGUUGGAUUUGUGAAGCUGGCAGAAGGAGAUCACAUAAACCCACUUUUGGAGAUAGCAGAGACUGCAAAAAGGACGUUUCAAGAAAAGGGCAUCUUGGCAGGAGAAAACAGGGGUUUUAAGCCUCAUUUGACUUUUAUGAAAUUGUCCAAAGCACCAUGGCUCCGGAAGAAGGGAGUGAAAAAAAUAGACCCCGAAUUCUAUGAAAAAUUUAUCAGUCACAGAUUUGGAGAAGAAAUGGUACAUCGCAUAGAUCUUUGCUCCAUGCUAAAGAAAAAACAAAUUAAUGGUUAUUAUCACUGUGAGUCUUCAAUUGUGAUUGGUGAUAAGAAUGGAGGUGAGCCUGAUGAUGCUGAACUGGUAAGGCUCAGUAAGAGGCUGGUGGAGAACGCGGUGCUCAAGGCUGUCCAGCAGUAUCUGGAAGAAACACAGAACAAAAGCAAGCCAGGGGAUGGGAGCUCUGUGAAAACUCAAGAGGCUGAUAGGAAUGGCACUGACAGUGACAACAACAGGAAAUGAGACCCCAAUGCAGGCAGGCCCCCCCGCUGCUCCGUGAGAAGCAUCCGGCUCCCCUCUGCUGAGUCAACGGACUACUUUGCAUUGUGCUGUUUAAAUGUCUCUUGUCCAAGCUGUGGAGAUUGCCUAAUACUUUCGUGAUCAAUGUGUUUGCAUUUCUGAAGCACAACAGAAGAGAAUGGAGUGCCGUGGCUAGCAGAGGAAACUCACUUAUGAAAGAAUGGCCCAAGUUUCACCUACCCUCAGCCAUGGCCAAGGGAGAGGGGACUUUGGGUUAUGCCUCAUGGACUCAAAUUAAAGGCCUUGGAAGGGGCCUUGCCAUAAAUGGAAUACUGCCAUUUAUAUUGCUUAGCAGGGCAUUUGACCACUUUACCUGAGGCCAAAACACACACACAGCUAACAAGUGCUAAGUUUAAAAUAAUCACUGUUGAAAUCGUUUUCCGUACUGUCAGUCCAUAAUGUCUCACACUUGUCCUAUGUCUGCUGUGGCUAUGCAGUGAUUUUUAUUUACCGUAAAUUCGUUUCAUGCAAAUUAUAUAUUUUUGGCAAAAUGCAACCUUUUCUAUAACAUGUGGGCAACAUUUUAAAGGUUUCUUUUAGCCUUCUUUUGAUAAGUCAGUGUGCCAUAUUUAAUGUUUUUCACUGGCAUUUGUAUGUAAAAUGUAUUAUAUAAUUUUUUUUUCCCCUAGGCAAGAAACCUAUUGGAUUCCGGGACUUAAUUAAUGAAGCUUUGCGUCGAGAAAGGAUGGGUCUGAAGUCCAAAGUGAAACAGAUAAAGGAACUUUUAUUAAAUCCUGAGACUCAGGCCAGGAUUAGGAGGGAGCUUUUUGAAGGAAGAUCUGUUAACAACAGUAAUCAAGGAAACCAGGUUGAUUUCGGCGCAACUUUGACGUAAGCGCUACGCUGUUAUCACGGUACCAUAGUUAAUGAAACCUUUUCAGAUGAUUUCAUAGGUCUUUGGUAAAUACCAAAAAGCGUUUUCAUAGUGUCCACACAACAGCAAACCAACAUUUGGUAAGGAAUGAAUAAUUUCCUGCCAAAGAAAACAGAUUCUGCCCUGUUAUGUUUUAAACUCAACUUGUGUUCUGGUAUGUUUGUUUCUGUACUAUCAAAAGUUACUUUAUAGAAAGGACUUCUUAAUUAGCUGUUGUGAGAUGUUCCUUGGGUUCUCACAGAUAAAAUACACAGACUGUGAAAAAUCAUUUACAUACAAAAAAAAAUACAGUGUUUUAAGGAUCACUUGCCUUCUGUUGAUGUGAUUUUUGUUGUCAUUAAAUCAGAAGUAGUAUUGUCCACGUAUGUCUGUAUCUAGUGUUACUUUUAAUGGGGAUUUGAAUGUUUAUUGAACAUUAGUACUUGAAUGAACAUUUAUAAGUGUAAUUAUUACAAUUACUGGUUAAGAAUGUUUUAUAAUAUCCAUAUGUAUUAUUUUUCAAUGAUCAAAAUGUAGUUUGCUUUUUCAUUUCUUAAUAAAUGUUUGGGAUUUUUAUUUUCUACUUUUCUGAAGAUAAGCCCUAGGUCUUACUGUAUCCCUUAUAAUCUGAAUUUGUUUGCACUGGUUCAUUUUUAAAGAAAAUUCUUGAAAAAUUUCCCCCCACGUGAUAAUCUUUGGUAACAGCUUUUUCUAUGGUCAUUGCAAAAUGGCUGCUACUAAGAGAUCAUGUUGGAGAGGAAAUUAUUGGAGAUCAAAUAUGUAAUCAUUUCAGAUACAAAAUCCAGCUUACUCAUGGAUUUUAGCUAUUUUUUCACUGGGUAAAUUCUACAUUUAUUUAUAAAUGAGUUUAUGCAUUUUCAUGCCUCUUAAUAAAUGUAUUGUUUUUCCCUU